Phialemonium atrogriseum is the source of this 3147-nucleotide messenger RNA. RefSeq names its product T-complex protein 11-domain-containing protein. The record is from RefSeq and is a predicted model, not a curated record. The transcript has a single exon. NCBI's taxonomy places the organism in Eukaryota, Fungi, Ascomycota, Sordariomycetes, Cephalothecales, Cephalothecaceae. Bases 13 to 3147 code for a protein of 1044 amino acids.
GACGCCUUCGUGAUGCCUCAAACCGACUUAAACGAGCUGUCUCGGAACCUCGAAGAGCCCCUAGACUCUCCCUCCUCUACUAUUCCCGAACCGGGCCUCGAUCUCUCCAUGUCCCCGCCUGAAGUUUCCAUACUCGCAACCACUAAUGACGAUGACGCCGACCCCAGCACCACCGACCCCGAAGGCCGCGCCUUCGCCCCACCACCGCGCAUUGCCGCAUCGCGAUUCUACCACCCCACAAACCAGUCGCGGCGGAAAGAGAGCGCAGCCUCGUCCCGCCGCAACAGCAUCUCGUCGGUGCAGUCGCGCUCGUCGCACGGCGCCUGCUCUCUCGCCGGUGCCGGCGAGCCCCAGAGCAAGUAUAUUGCCCAGCAUCUGCGGCGCGCGUCCAUCCUCGAGAGCCGCAAGGCCCGGCUUGCCGACCGGGCCGCCCAUGCGGAGAAGGUGCGCCUCCGCGCCGCCAUGGCCAAGGCCGCCACCAAGGACAUCAGUGCCAGCGAAGAGCGCGCGCUGGCGGUGGCGAUGGCGAGGGAGAAGAACCUAGCCGAGAUUGCGGCAACGUGUGCGGAGGAAGUCAAGAGGGCUAAAGCGGUGGCCGAGAGCAUGAAGGAGAGGCGGGAGCAGGAGAUACAGAAGCUGAGGCUGCAGAUGGAGGAGAGGAUGGCCGAGGCGGAGCGGCGGAGGGAGGAGCUGCGGAGCCGGAAUGCCGCCAAGUUUAGAGGGCGAGAGAGGGGCCACAGCUUGAUGAUGAGCAAGCCCUCGCUGGCGGAGGUUUUGCCCGACGUUGAGGAGGUCAAGGAACGCGAGUCCAGCCCCAUGCGCACGGAUGUGGCAGCUUCCAAGAUUCAGUGGUGGUGGAGGGCUGUCAAGAGACGGCAGGCCGUCGCUGAAUUCUCCGGGCUCGGACUGACUGUGGACGGCGUUCGGGAUACCUCAUUUGAGAAGGUGACAGAGCUGCUCGCACAGGAGAAUGUGCUCCUGAUCACGGCUAGAGUCCUCCGGAUAUGUGGUCUCAGGGAGGGUGACACGGGGUCGGUGAACGAGAUGGCCGCAGUGCGGACAUUCUUGAGCUCAUUUCUCAUCUUGGGCCAUCCCGCCCAGGUUCUCAGUAGCAAGGAGGGCAAGGGAGAUCAGGAGCAGGUUGGAGCAGCUCAAGCGCAGCCAAUUCCUCGUGAUGACCUGGCUAACCCACAGCUGCAGGAAUUGGUUGGUAAGGCGAGAGACCUGCUGAUCUCGUUCGAGAAUGUCCUCUCCCACCUGACGUCGCUCAAUAACUACACGCCUCCCCCAGCGCUUUUGCGGUCACUUUCGGAGGUGUACGCGACCUUCCACAAUGCAUUUAUUGGUUGGAAGGCGCGGGAUUCAAACUCGUUGGUCGAGGUCAUGGUGAUGCAGUUUGUCGAACUCGACGCCAUCUGGCAGACCGUCAAGGACAACACGGACGGCUCCGUCGACGAGGUUUACCGACAGAGCAUCCAAGACAACCAGUUGAAGUUGAUGGUCAGGAUCAAGAAGCUUGCGGGUCCUCAGCAAGGCAAGAAUAUGGUCUUUGAGGCCGUCAGGAAGGCUCGAAAGGCAAGAGCUAAGAAGCCGACCGGCGACACGAAGCCUCGCAUGGCAGACCACUCCAUCUCGACCGAGGCGGCAAUGGGAGACCUGGGUGCUCAGGAUCACCAUGGACCUUCGAACCAGACCCAGACACCUACACCGCCGGCCACGCCUUCUCGGAAGGACCAGGUAGUCCACGCGAAUGUCCAUGCUGGCAAGAUUCAGGGCUUGUUGCCCGACAACAGGGUUGUUGUCCACGAGCUUGCUAUUAACAAGGAAUUUCGGAUCGCCGCGGACGAGUACAGGGAGCAGCAGGAACACCUCCUUGAACCUCUGUUCCGCGAGAUGAGAUGCACUAUGCAAACCGAUAAUCAGGAGGCACAUUUCCUACUCCUUCUGGAGGUUGCGAAGUACAUCCGGGAGAAACUACAACGCUUGGUUAAGCCCGGCAACUCGAUGCAUACCUUCAUUGCCGAGUUACUUGACACAGAUGUCGCGCACCAGCAGUUCGUGACGGGCAGUUUCUCGUACGAGAAGUUCUUCCAGGCCAUGGGGUCCCUGUUGCCCAAGCUCUGCGCACCGAUCCGCGAUGACGAGGUGAAGGAGUUGGUCGACACGAAGCUCAGCCAAGGGAACUACGUGGACAGACUCGAGGCGUUGAUGGGAUUCACCGAUGUCAUGCUCAGCGACUACGCAAACUACCUGCUCCGUCUUGCGGCGCCUCAGAUAAUCGAGUCCGCGACCCCGUACGAGGCCAAAAUCUUUGCCGCCGGCCUCGAAACAGGCAGAUACGAUUUAUCGGCGGCCGAGACAGCAUGGCGAGCAGCCCGCCAGAAGAUAUUGGCCGAGGCUGCUCGCCGAGACCCAGAGGGUAUCAAUCACCCGAGGUCAAGGCCAACACCGGACCGAAUCUACUCCCAGAUGCUUGUUAAUCUCUUUACCCAACUCGGUCCAGUAGCCGAGGAGGAUGUUCCGGAGAUGCUGCGUCUCGACUACAAGCGCACAAUCCGCUCUGGGCAGAUGACGAGGCGCAUCAUCACCGCUGGGGCCAUUCUCCUGCAGUGCAAGAACAUUCUUAAACGAGACGUUCGCGCUCCCUGGAGGACAGAAGCCAGCCGGAUCAUCAAUGUGCUCGAGGCUGCCGAGCUGCACGGCGACCAGCUGCCCGAGACGACGGUCGACAACAUCAUGACUGUACUCGAAUCCGGGCGUUCGAUACCGGCGGCGACAAAGACGCACCUACGUGCCCUCGUCUCGAAACUCGUCCUCGCCAUCCGCGAGGCUGCCGAGCGCCGUGAGCCGGAGCCGCGCGAGCCGGUACUGCGCCUGCUUCUGAGUCGCCUGAGGGCCCACGUCCUAGGCCGGUUAGCCGCGGCGUCGGCUAGCGAGAAGGUCAGGGCCACAAGCACUGCUGGCGAGAAGCUCGCUAGCCUGGGGCUGGCCGAGUUUGUAGAGAAGGUGCGUGAUAUGGUCGAUGAGAUCGCCAAGGUCGGCGCCGUCGACCGCGACGCCCACGGCUUGUGGUGGGAGACCGUUGCGGGCAAGGUUGAGAUGGCCGAGGGUGCUGCGGCGUCGGGUUCUGGCGCCGAGGAUGCGUGA